Molecule: messenger RNA, 4080 nt
Organism: Centropristis striata (black sea bass)
Lineage: Eukaryota; Metazoa; Chordata; Actinopteri; Perciformes; Serranidae
Gene: grb14
Product: growth factor receptor-bound protein 14
Exons: 15
Coding region: 181-1776 (531 amino acids)
Biological process (GO): negative regulation of insulin receptor signaling pathway; insulin receptor signaling pathway
Cellular component (GO): cytoplasm; plasma membrane
Source: RefSeq, a predicted model, not a curated record
GUAAAACGUGAUGACAGCGUGUGACGUAGGGCACGUUACAGUAGUGCACCUGUGCUGCACGUGUGAACAGAGAGCUUCACUCCCGACAGGAGCAGCGAUAUGAAGACCAGCUUUCACGGUCUGAACUGGAGACUGCACAUGAAGAGGCACAAGAUGAUGCCUUGGAUUUAGCCGGCCCACAUGAGUGAUAUGAAUAACACACUGGACGGAAUACACACUUCUGGAAGCCUCGGAGAGAAAGCAGAGAUUUUUCAGAGUGGCAAGGGUAAUGUGAGUGGCUUUCCCAGCCCAGCCCUCAUCCCUUUGCGAGCUCCUUUACCAACACCAAAUGCUCAGAAGAUCAAGACUACGCUCUGCAAGGGGAACAGGAGCAUUAAAGAGGGAGAGGAGUCAUUCUCUUCCCCUGUUCCAAACCCUUUCCCUGAGCUCAUCGCCUCAACCCUCACCCCCCUCGUCUCUGAAUGUUUAUUACCGUGGACCAAAAGUAGUGCAACUCAGGUAAUCAAAGUUUAUAAUGAAGAUAACACCAGCAGGGCAGUAGAGGUUCCCAGUGACAUCACUGCCCGGGAUAUAUGCCAGCUGUUCGUCUUGAAGAACCACUGCAUCGAUGACCACAGCUGGACUCUUUUUGAACACAUCUCUCAUCUGGGAAUAGAGAGAACCAUUGAAGACCAUGAGUCUGUUCUGGAGGUGCUAUCAGGCUGGGGGAUGGACACAGACUGCCGGCUGUAUUUUAGGAAGAAUUAUGCUAAAUAUGAAUUCUUCAGGAAACCCCUGGACUUUUUCCCGGAUCACAUGGUCUCCAUAUCCAGUGAAACCAAUGGGAUGGUGGAUCACUCUCAGCUUAUACAGACCUUUCUCAACUCCAGCACAUGUCCAGAGAUACAUGGACACCUUUAUGCCAAAGAGCAGAGCCGGAAGUCUUGGAAGAAGUUUUAUUUUCUCCUUCGGAGGUCGGGCCUUUAUUUCUCCAAUAAGGGAACUUCCAAGGAACCAAGGCAUCUCCAGUUCAUUGCCGACUUCAGCGACAGUGAUGUCUACACAUUAUUGUCGGCCAAAAAACUACACGGAGCACCCACAGAGUAUGGCUUCUGUGUCAAGUCCACAAAGUGUAGUUCAGCCCGGGACUUGAAGCUGCUUUGUGCGGAUGAUGAGCAGACCAGGACCUGCUGGAUCACAGCCAUGCGCUUGUUAAAGUUUGGGAUGGUGCUGUACCAAAACUUCAUUCAGCCACACCAGAAACAAAAAGCUUCACCAAUGCGAAGCAUCUCAGAGAAUUCACUGGUGGCCAUGGACUUUUCUGGCCAAAAGAGCCGUGUGAUUGAGAACCCGUCUGAGGCGCUGUCUGUGGCUGUAGAGGAGGGCCUUUCAUGGAGGAGGAAGAGCUGCCACCGUCUGAGCGGCCACGGGAGCCCCUCCACAUCACAGAGCUUGCUGUCAAAUAUAGCCCUCCACUUGGCUCAGUCCUGGUUCCACGGCAAACUGUCACGGGAGGAAGCUCAGCGUCUGAUCACUCAACAGGGUCUUAUCGAUGGGGUAUUUCUUCUGAGGGACAGCCAAAGCAACCCCAAGACGUUUGUACUGUCGCUGUGCCACAUGCAGAAAAUCAAACACUUUCAGAUUUUACCUGUGGACGACGAAGGCGACUUAUUCUACAGUCUGGAUGACGGUCACACGCGGUUCACUGACUUGAUUCAGCUGGUGGAGUUCUACCAGCUAAACCGAGGAGUGUUGCCCUGCAAGCUCAAACACCACUGUGCCCAGAUAACCCUGUGAACAAGGGACCCAGGAGACCCCCGAGGGCCCACAUGCACCUUAACUCCAGGGCCUUUUCUGGACAAACACUCCCAGUGUUCUUGUGCCUUGAAGAAGAAAAAAAAACAACAUAUACAGACUGAACAGCCAUGCUAACUGAAACCACUGUUAUCAUCCACUAUAAGUCGCCCUUAUUUUUAUUUUUCAGAUAAAAGCAGAAUUUGACAAUAGACCAUAAUAACUGAUUACAUGUGCUGGAGAUGAAGUGCAGUUUUGUCCGGUGAACAUUAGUCUUUGUGCCGAUUCGUGUCGGUAAAUCCAUUGUGCAAAGUCCAAACAUGACUUCUUGUACUGUGUAUUGUAGAGCUGAGUGUGUGCUGCAAACAGCCUGUGAUUCUAACAACAUCAUGACGCCAGAAGAGAAAGUCAUUGGUUACACUUUAUUUUAAGGGUACAUCAUUAUCAUGGAUUCAUGCAUGACUUAAUUAAAAAGCAUUUAUGUUGUAUUUUUUUAUAAAAUAUCAGGAAUGUAGAAGGAUUUAUACUAUUUUGUGCAUAAGUUAAUGCAAGAACAAUGUGUAAAUUGUUAAAUAUUAAUGCAAGAUAUCUCAAUAAUCAUCAUUUAUGAGUUAUAAGUGAUGUCCAUGGACAAACACUAAGCAGUCACAGCAUUACAUGUGUUGUGCUGAAUUCCAAUAGUUGAAUUCAUGAUUUAGUAAGUGUUACUUUUCAUCAUGUUUUUGCCUUAAAAUAAAAUGAUGACCUGGUUCGUCUUUAACACAACAUAGGAUUAAUGCCGGUUUAUUAACAAUGUGUUGUUUAUGAAGCAAAUUACCUUUUUUGACCCUUGUAAAAAAAUAUUUUAAAAUACAAACAUGACAUGAUUAACUAUGACACAGUGUAUGCAGUUUCCAUGGAUCUUGUGUCUUUGCCAAGAAAAUGUUAUGCUUUCUUCUGUGUUGUGUCACAUUUUUUUCUUUGUUGGCUUUACAUUUAUUAAUGAAUGUAAAUAUUAUGAAUAUAAUCUUAAACGGUUUGUGAGCUUUAAUCUUAAACUAUGUGAUAGAUACAACUUUUCUAAACCAGUAAGUGGAAUAAUUGAUGCAUAAGCAACACAUGGUAAAUACACUGCCGUUAUUCAUGUGUUAUUAAUCAGUGUUAAAGAUGAACCAGGUCGCCACUUUAUCUGAAAGGCUGCAAACGUGAUUACAACAGAAUGUAACAGAAUAUAUGUGACCACUGUGACUGCUCACUUAUCUGUCCUGUCGCUUUGACUGUGAAUAAGAUCAUUAAUAACUCAAAAAUUAUGAUGUCAAUUCUUUACCGGCUGCACUUAUUAACAUUGUUCCUGCAUUACCUCAUGUAUUAGAUAAUAUUAAUUCUUGUACAUUUCUGAUAGUUCAUGAAGUACUACAUGCAUUUAUUUCUGCUUUUUCAUGCAUUCAUCCAUGGGAAUUCAGGUAUCCUUACCAUAAAGUGUUUUUUCUCAUCGUCAUACAGUAUCUGGAAUUAGAUUUUUGAUUAUAAAGUAUGUCAUCAAUUUCAAUUUGACACCAUAUCAUGCUGGGAAUUGUAGUUCACAACACCUCUGUCCUGGUAAAUUUGAGUAAAACUAAGCUAUCUUACUUUUCAUUGUCAUUGUAUUUGAGUAUUCAGGUAUUUUUUCUUUCUAUUUUUUUUUUUUUUUACAAAAUGACUUGUUUUCUAUUUGGGAGCUAAAAUGACCUCUCAGGAAGUGUCACUGUGCACGCCCUGUAAGCUGAGACUGCUGUAGAGAGAAAAGGCAAUGUACUGUACAGGUGGAGCGAAAUGGCACACAACCUCACUAGCCUGCAUUGUACAUCCAUUUUAAAUGUAUGUGAUUUAAUGAAACGUUUCUAUUACAUGAACUUAGUCGUGAGCUUGCUUUAGAGCGAGAGCAGUGAAAUUUAUUUCACCAAUUUUUAGACAUUAGCCGUUAAGAUGGAAAUCAGAAAUACUGUGCGACUGAUUUGAUCCUAUAUGAAUUCAGUGUAUAUUGAAAUUUAGGUUUUAUAUUUUCCAAAGAUUCAGGUAUAGAGUUUGCAAAACCUUUGUUGGUUGUAUUUUGAUGUUAUUGCCUCUGCUGUGAAUAUACAGUGUCGGAUAAUGUUUGUUUUUAAUAAAAAGCCAAUAAUGCAUUAGCUUUCAAACAAAAAAGGUAUUUUAAAUCUGUGACAUGAUUGAAAUGACCAUCUAAUGUUAGUUGUUUCAUUUUUUUUUUUUAGCUGGACAACAGUGCAUUGAACAAUGAAUGUCAUGGACUGCAUAGUUUUAUAUAUAUAAACACAAUCUGUUUGUAAUGUA